Messenger RNA from Gekko japonicus, 1134 nucleotides. RefSeq names its product chromosome unknown open reading frame, human C9orf78 (gene CUNH9orf78). Gene Ontology annotation, cellular component: spliceosomal complex. The coding region runs from base 96 to 971 and encodes 291 amino acids. Lineage: Eukaryota; Metazoa; Chordata; Lepidosauria; Squamata; Gekkonidae. The record is from RefSeq and is a predicted model, not a curated record. The transcript is spliced from 9 exons. Gene Ontology annotation, biological process: mRNA splicing, via spliceosome.
GAUCAUCGGGCGCAGCCAUUGCUGGCGGCGGCUGAGUUUGGCCGGGAGGCUCUGCGCAGAGAUCGGGCUCCGGCCUCCAGGCCGCCUCCGUGACCAUGCCGGCAGGGAAGUCUUUCCGACGGAGGAAGGCGGAUUCCGAGGAAGAGGAGGAGGAGGAGGAAGAGCAGGUCACCGAGGAGGUCCGAUUGAAACUUGAGGAAGCAAAAGAAGUGCAGAGUCUACGGAGAAGGCCAAAUGGAGUGAGUGCCGCAGCCCUGCUUGUGGGGGAGAAGCUGCAAGAAGAAACAACCUUGACGGAUGACCCCUUUAAGAUAAAGACUGGUGGGAUGGUGGACAUGAAGAAGCUGAAGGAACGGGGCAAGGACAGAAUCAGUGAAGAAGAGGACCUCAAUCUUGGGACUUCCUUCUCUGCAGAGACCAACAGGAGAGAUGAAGAUGCUGACAUGAUGAAGUACAUUGAAACCGAGCUGAAGAAGAGGAAAGGGAUUGUGGAGAAUGAGGAACAGAAAGUGAAGCAGAAGAACGCAGAGGACUGUCUCUACGAACUACCGGAGAGCAUCCGUGUCUCUUCGGCCAAGAAGACGGAAGAGAUGUUGUCCAAUCAGAUGCUGAGUGGCAUUCCCGAAGUGGACCUUGGAAUUGAAGCAAAGAUCAAAAACAUCAUCUCCACCGAGGAGGCCAAAGCACGCCUAUUGGCUGAACAGCAGAAUAAAAAGAAAGACAGCGAAACCUCCUUUGUUCCCACAAACAUGGCUGUGAACUACGUCCAGCACAACAGAUUUUAUCACGAAGAGCUGAACGCACCUGUGAGAAGGAACAAAGAGGAACCUAAAGCCCGUCCGCUGAGAGUGGGGGACACGGAGAAGCCCGAACCAGAGCGGUCCCCUCCAAAUCGUAAACGUCCGCCAAAUGAGAAAGCAACCGAUGACUAUCAUUAUGAGAAAUUCAAGAAGAUGAACAGGCGCUAUUGAAAACUCUGUUUGGAUGGCAGACCUGUCCUGCCUGAGUGUCUUUUCUUUCAUUGGCCGGAGAAGCAUCUGUAAAUAGACUUCAUAAGAGGACACAUAUCCACUUUUCCGGUGGCUGUUGAUGUUGUCCAAAGUGUCUUCCACAGACUUACAUGUACAGUGGUUA